Betta splendens (Siamese fighting fish) is the source of this 6467-nucleotide messenger RNA. Its product is annotated as cdc42 effector protein 3. The record is from RefSeq and is a predicted model, not a curated record. NCBI's taxonomy places the organism in Eukaryota, Metazoa, Chordata, Actinopteri, Anabantiformes, Osphronemidae. The transcript has 3 exons. Bases 4659 to 5258 code for a protein of 199 amino acids.
ACCAUGAAAUAUCACGCAAACGCCAUUAGGUAAAUAAACAAGUCAGCAUCUUUAAAUGAAACAACAAGCGCUCCAGCCUGACCUCUACUGGCCGCUACGCUGAAGUGCACCCGAGCCUGAACUGGUCCGAGCUGCUCUGCUGCUCAGACGCUCGGGGGAUUUGUGAGCGUUAGCAGGUGCUUCACGGGUGAAGUGAUGCAUCUCUCUCAGGAUGAGGCCGCGUUCCUCGCCUGCGGUGCUCACUAGCAUGUGCAUGUUUUGCUGGUGUAUCACCGUGUAACCCGCUGCGGACGUAUGUGAGUAAGACUGGGGCCCGGGGUGAGUAGGAAACCACGGAACACAAACAAGAAGCCCCCGACAACACAGCGAGCGCACGCCACCGCGGAGGCAGCGCGCGGCUGUGACGUCAGCUCAGCAUCAGCGCCACAGCAUCAGCGCCACAGCAUCAGCGCCACAGCAUCAGCGCCACAGCCCAGUCUGACCCUGCGCCAGCCGUGACGCCAUGGAUCCCACCAGGACCGACGCAGCGCACACUCUCACACUCCCUCCCAGCAGGAGGCCUCUCGCAGCACAGGUGGCCGCUGUGCUGCCGGCACCAGCUCUCAGACGAGCUGCACCUCGCUCCAACGCUUGGGGUGAGUAAAAUGUGGGCACUGUGAGACUGACACUAUUAAUACGGACGCAGGAAGACGCUGCUUCGGCCGAACUCCAAACGGCGGUCGCUCCUCCUGCAGGUACUUCACACACACUGCUGCUCUGCUGAGCUCAGGUCCAGAUACGUGUGGGCUGGACUUUGUGUUUGGAGCCGGGGAUCAGUACAUGAGCGUAAAUGAUCAACAGAGACAUGUGACGGACAUGUGCUUGGGCAGUAACUGGAUAAAUGUGGAAUCAUCAAAGGCUUUUGUUUUGUUUUGUUGGUUAUACAGAUACCAGAUACCAGAACAUGGUUUAACGAGAGCCUCCGGCUCCUUCUCUGACUCCAAACUACAACCAUUCCAUGAUUGCUGCUACUUAACUUUGCGCCGAGGACUCACAACAAAUCUGUAUCUGACAAGUGGAUUACUUCAGAUACAGACAGUAUAGGUGUCAGAUACACUGAUCCAGAGGCCGGCAGUGCCUCGAAUGGCACAGAGGGCUUCUCCCCCGACCCGCUCCCCGGUCCAGGCUUCUUCCCACCGACCCGCUCCCCGGUCCAGGCUUCUCCCCCGACCCGCUCCCCGGUCCGGGCUUCUCCCCCGACCCGCUCCCCGGUCAGGGCUGACAUUUCUCCCUCUAAUGUUCUGGGGUGAAGUUAAUCAAGGAACUAUUUAUGUGGGGUGUGUGGAAGCGCGGGCUGGGUUCUGUGUGUGUCACUACACUGGUGGUGUGAUUUAUGAGAGGCGAAGACUUCUUUGGAGAGCAUUUGCGUGAAACUAUGUGUGAGUGUGUGGGUGCCCGAGUCCUCCUGCUAACUCAAACAAACAGCCAGCGAGCGGGGUACCGUACACGCAGCACGAGGCCAAGGUGAAAUUCCUCUGAGCAGAACUCAAGUGUGGUGGAGGAUUAAUCAUCAUUCAUUAAUAGAUGAGGCAGACAUAAAACCCCAAAGUCUGGCCUAUUACACUGUUUUUGUUAGUGAAGAACAAACACUCCGCAGAGAUUAAGGCCCAAUUCUACUUCCUGAACUUAACCCUUAAAUGCACAGAACCUGCAAACAUCUGGAUCCUGAAUAAAACUCUGGCACAAGACUUCUUUGAUUUGACAGCGAGAGCCAUGUGUCUGAGGAGGAAACCUCUGCAGAUGCAAAGUGAGUCCGUCUACAGGUUAUUGACUGUGACAAGCACAAUUACACAGGUCAAUUAUUUUUAAACGCAAGCUUCACAACUUACAGACGCCCUUGAAGGCAACAUGGGAGACAAAUUUAACGUACAGAAAAUAAAUCUAAAUGUGUAUUUACUCAUUUUCACCAACUGAAGGAAUGAGCACUGUAUUAAACUGUCCCCGACAACAAUAUAAAUCCUGGACCGACUGAGUGGAGCUGCGUGAAGUGCAGAGUCAGCAAGUAGCGUUCAAUGCUGGGACGUCAAAGUGAGGUGCCAUGUCCUGUAAGUGUGUGUUUUUCUAUAUGAAAGCAUGCUUGUGGUUGGACAUGGUCAUGCUAUUGGACAGAACAGAAAGCAGUUGCACGGAGGCAGAGCCUUUAGAAAAAAACAAAGCCGAGGAGACGUGCCAGCAGCGCCCUGAACUCCGCUCCGUUUAUGAUAGACGAUCAGGCAGCCGAGCAGUGGGGACUCGGGGGGUUGUCUCCUUGGUGUCCAAGACAUAAUUUUGCUUUUAUGGCAAAAUUAUGGCUUUCACAUUCUAGGCUUCUGGGAAAGUUGUCUGAUUUCAAAAUACUUCCCAAUAAAACACAAGGGUCCAGAGGGCUGUAAGAAUGUAGUAAUGUCAGAGCUCAGGCAUUAGAACGGACAGAGAUCAUUUUGUCUGAAUGACACACACAAACAUUAACGUUUGGUAUCUACAGCACUUGUGCCGACUACACUGGAGUCUGUAUCAUAUUGUUUCUGCGCUGUCACGCGCUGAUGAGUCUGCCUUUGUGUAGAACGACGCCUGGGCUGCGACUGCUGUCAGUUGAGAAGUCUGUCUAAACUUCCUCUCAGCAGCCAGACAACAAGUUUCUGCUGGAACGCCGUCAAAGAAACUCAACUCAUCACUGAGUCAUAACUUUGGAGACAAACUGUGAGGACAACAGUGACGACAAUGACAAACUCACAAAGAGUAGCAGCAAUGAACGACAGACUGACUGCUUUAAAGCUUAUCAGACUGUGGGGAAACCACGCAUCUCCACGUUCAUUUGUAUCAGAACCACAGUGGUUUCGUUUUUUACAUAUAAAACAAUCAAACUGUGCUUGCUGUAAAUCUAGUUUCUUCUGGGGCUCGAUGCAGCGGAAGCUGGAGAACACACAACAAAGGGCCAGAAGAAAAUCCACCAAAGCCUCAGUUUGGCCUUCUAGCGCCAGUCAAAGCAAUAUCUGGAAACAGUUUUUUAUCCUAGAGCAACAGAAAACAUGCAGCAUCCCAGAUUUCAGGCCCAGCAUAGCUACAUGCAACCGCACUGGCCGCUAUGGUCAGGCCUUAGAAAGAGAGGCUUGAGCAGAGAUGCAGCCAGGCCUAAACCUGAGCCCAGAGGCUGCACAGCAGAGACGACUGGAAUUCACCAGCUCCUCGCGCUGAUCGUCCUGUAGCGUGAAAUCAGCCUGGAAGUGGUCGGAUUUGUAAGAGGAAGUGGGAUCGUCCCAACAGAAAUGUUCAAAAAUGCCGUGAGUAAAUGUUAUGAUCAUUCGAUCUGAGUGAGUAAUUGCGUCUGGUGUCCACUGGAGUGAGGAGCAGGAGACACGCCCAUUGUUUAUUGGAUCCGUUUGAAAGCGCUGGAGGAGUGGUGUAAGACAUGAUUUGUCUAUUUCCUUCCCACCAUGCGUGUUUAUGUUUGGAGAACAAUAAAAGGACUGUGGACAAAGAGAUUAAUAGCAAUGUCCCCAUUUCAGGGUGGAACUGGAGAAUCUGAGCGGCCUCCUGUGAUGGCGAUUGUAACAACGACACAGGUUGAGAAGAAUCCUCCAAACCAGAAGUGAAUUAUCACAGUGAAUGAUAAUUACUGUCUGUGAGGGCACAACAAAAUGCUCUGACGCUGCUGUUUUUAACACAAACAAAUUCCACGGAGCGCAAAAACAACGCUCCGGCACGACCUCCGCGGCCGCGCUGCUCCAGCAUUCCAACGGCAGAGACAACACGCUGGGGGCGUGAAGAUGGGAACGCAACCCGUCGUGCGUGUUGUGAAACCUAGCGUGCCUGUUCAUGCAUGUCUGCUGAUUCCACAGGGGAGCUCCAGCCUCCAGUCAGGCACAAGGGCCCAACGGCGGCAGGAAACCAGGACAGCAGAGGCAGACAAUGACACGGAGAUUAGAGGUCUGACCUCCUCUGAGUCACUGACCUGUUUGCUCACUCCUGGUCCCUUCUAACGCACGCACGCACGCACAGCGAUUCACACUAACCCUCUCUCACGCAUCGUCCUCAUGUUAAACAUGAGCUGAGCUCCAUAGUUUGCGCCUUUAAUACCUCAGGGGUGACGUCAGCAGCACCUGCAUGUUGUGCAGGUGACGGUGCAGCCGAACACCCACCAGGACUGACUGACGCUUCUGACUCACUGCAACCAGGACGACAUCACCCGACGGCUGGAAAUCCUCUAAAGCGGCCGACUGCGGAUAGAAACUGAAGGAACGGAAGAAUAGAAACUGUGCCUGAAUGCAUCAUCACGCCUGCACUAUGACCUCACCUGCUUAUCUCUUAGGCAAAUUAGACUUUCACCAGCAGCACACCUGUAGGAUCCUGGAGCUCAGACUGUGAGGGCUCCAUUCAGGAAGCAGGCGGCUGAAGGCUGUAACGGCUCAACAAGCCCAGUCAUGUCAAAGAAGAGUUUCUCAGGUUGCACAGGUAGAAACAACCUCGUUUCCUGACAGACAUGUGAGGGGCUCAAAUGUCCUGCUUUUGAUCCUCAAUAACGGUGACUUUUAAUCUUCACCCUUUACGGAGGAUUUAUAAGGACUGCCUGUCAAAGGAAGCCAGGAGGGAUCUAUACAAGGACAAAGAAAUCUCUGUCGUUCUCAGCCUGAUCUGCCAAGAUGCCGCUCAGAACUUCAUUCCACACAAAGCCGUCCUCCGGCCGCUGGCCCAGGAGCUCCAAGCGGCGCGAGGUGCUGUCCGUCAACAUGAUCAGUUUACCGCUGGCCGAUUUCAGACACAUCACACAUAUUGGCAACAAUGCCCACAGAGACAGCUUCGGGGACCUGUCCUUCCUAAAGAUGGGCCACAGUCUGCUCCUACAUAGCUCUCGGAGCGAGCAGAACCUCUUCAUGGCCUGCGCUCCGCCACCAAAGCCCCCUCGGCUCAACGUGGUCGAGACCAAUGGCUCGGAAUCCUCGGACGGCUCCGUCGAGCCCCAACGCAGCAUCUGCCAGAAGAGAAAGAAAUGCACCUCUUUGCCCCUGCUGGACAACGAGGAGGAGGAGGAGGACGGGUGUCAAACUGGGAAUAACGCGGCCAAGCAGCCACUCAGUCUUGGACCUGAAAGCGUAGCUUCAGGCAAAAAUAAACUCUCAACAGAGACCUGUGACAAAACUGGACAGAAGACAGAGGACGACAGCGGCUUCUCGUUCAGCCUUGACCUGGGUCCAUCCAUCUUGGAUGAUGUUCUUCAGGUAAUGGACAAACUCCACAACUAGAUGGACGGCAACUUAUUGACUUAAACAAUGAUACUUUGGACAAAUCAAUAUUCUAGUGGUAACUGUUCAAAUAACGAUGAAUAUAUCCUUGUGUAUUAACCCAGGACGAUGCAGAGACAAAUGAAAUGGGAAGUGCCAUUUCAAGAUAAAAUGUUAAUUUGUAAAAGCAAUAAUGAAAGAGACGUUCAAGGAGACCCAGGUACUGUGUGUAUAUUACACUGUGAUGCACAGUUGUACAUACAGUGCAACAGGUUAAUAACAAAUCUUUAAUUGAAAAAGACUUUUAGAGCUUCAAUUUUCCUUCUUUUGCAAAUAUAAGCUCCCAAACGACACAGCACCGAAGACGGCUGUUAAGACUUAACGCUAUUGUGUUUUUAAAAAAGAAAAAAAGCUGCGGCGAGAAGCCAAGGUCCUCGAGCUGCGAUGUCUUGGCUCUCGGCGUGCUUGCCAAUCCACCGAGUGCAGACGGCAAUUUUUCCUCCGCACGCAUCCCAGAGGCCCCACUCAAAGGUGGACAAGGUACCGUACCCCCCAUCUGUCAUUCCAAGCAACGCAGUGAAAACAAACACGCCGCUCUGCUUCCAAUAAAAGCCAAGCAGUGGUGGCAGGUUGGGCGGCAGACCAAGCAGGCCACAGGUCCAGGACCUCCACAAGCGGCACAGAAGGCGGUUUUCCUAGCUGCAAAUCAGAGUCUGAUGCACUUGCGAGUGGCACAGAAGGAGGGAAGCGGUAAAAGGUUAUGUGAUACUUCCACAUAUGCAGGGGGCGUCGAGGGAGCAGGACCAGAGACAUCCAUUACUGCUGAAUAAGUCUGAUGAGGAUUUAAACACUACCGUCUGACCAAAUAGGCCCAGACAUGAGAAACAUACAUCUCACACAUGCUGGCACAGUGUGUGUGUGUGUGUGUGUGUGUGUGUGUGUGUGUGUGUGUGUGUGUGUGUGUGUGUGUGGUCAAACUGGUACUUGUAGAGUGUCUAUGCUCGUUUGCCACAGGUUUGUGUGUGCAUGUGCAUGCGUGUGUAUCUGUUUUAAAUUGAAUACCAUUGAUCCAACUUCUUAUACAUUCAAAUGAUAAUAACAUGUUGCAUUUAAAAUACACUGUUUGAUACUAUGGGAAGCAACAAAAAGCCUGUGUUCAGCUCCAGGACUGGUGGUUUUGUGCAUAGCUGUGCUGGGUGUCAACAUUAAAGUAAAUCUUGUGUGAGAUUA